AUGGGGCGUCGACGGAGACCAGAUCAACUUCCACCCAAACCACGGACUCGUGCAGGAUGUCUGACUUGUCGGGCACGCAAGGUCAAAUGCGAUGAGACAAGACCCCAAUGUCGACGUUGUCAAAUUGCCUGUCGGAGUUGCAACUUUGGUGUCGAGAUCAAGUGGGAGGCCGACUUCGUCUCACGAGGGUUGGCUUUUGGAAGAGAAGGCAUAUGGUCUAAAUCAAGUACCUCGCCUCGUACACCUUCAGGCCCAGCGGAAUGGGCUACGAUUCCGGAAAUAGAACCCCAUUACUUCCUCAACUAUUCCUCCAAAAUAUUCGAGGAGCCGUUGAGACUUGAAUCCCCGAUGUCGCCUCUCAGGUUGCAAUUUUCAGGCUACGAGAAUACCGAGUUACAACGGCUCGCUUCACGCCUGAAUGAGAGCCUGGAGGACAAUGUGAACAUUACUCCUUAUCGUUUUCAAGGAAACACUCUCAUUACUUCUCGCUCCUUUCCUCUCAUACCACACAUAGUCGACGGCGAUCAUUCUAUGCUUCUCGACUAUUACAUUCAGAAACUGUGCCCGCUCACCACUCCCAGCAAACUGUCCCAGUCGCCUUUCGCUUCCUUGAUUCUCCCUUUCACUCUGAUGAACUCCAGCAGUGGCAUUCUCUCGAUCCUCGCGUUGUCGGCAUGCCACCGAGCGAAAAAUGAACCGGCUUGGAAAGUGCCGGCAAUGAAAUUGAAGUCGCAAGUCUUGCGUGUCCUGCAGGAUCGUUUCAGCAUCGAAGGCGUUGACAAAGUCGCCUCUAGCUCCGACACUCUGGUUACAAUGGUCAUACUCUGCCUUUACGAAAUCAUACAAGAUUGUGACUCGGGUUGGGUCAUCCAUCUCAAGGGCGCUCACGACAUGGUCCGAUUCCGAAAAGAACUGCAGAAAGUCCCCGGCACCGACGUCGAGGUAAACGACUUGACUGCCUUUGCCGAGAGGUUUUUUGCUUUCCACGACGUUAUAGGGCGGACCGCGUGUGGACAGGUGCCCCUGUUCGGGCGAGACUACUGGAACUUUGGCGAGACUAUCGUCGAUGUCUGGAUGGGAUGUUCUCCUGAAUUGGUGGCUCUUCUUUGCACCAUAACCGAGCUGAGCAGAGCAGCUUAUGCCGAUCCCUCCAUCUCCAUAACCGACUCGUUUGUGAACGCCUGUGCUGUCACGAGAUUCAAGCUGGAAAGCCUUGAACAGGUCGUGGAAAAUGAUGAGGACGAUUUUCUGGUCAUGUCCGCCGAAAUAAAGCGACUGGCUGCUCUCCUGUUUUUGAACUGCGCUCUUUACAAUACUCUUCCUACAACGCCACUAGUUGUGAAGCUCGUCGAACAGAUAAUGCGCCUGAUCUCUGAUUCUGUGGACCAGGGUUUUGUGACCGGCUUGACGUGGCCUAUCUUUGUUGCGGCGGUGGAGCUGAAUCCCUACGACGAUGAGCUUUGGCUCGACGAGGCGACAGGCACGUCGAUACACGGAAGGCGCUUGGUAUUGAAAGUCUUGAGGGCCAUGGAGGCAUCGACCGUUUCGAAUAUUGACCGGAUGCGGACUAUAAUCAGUCAAGUAUGGCAAGCACGAGAUCUGGAAGAAGAUCCCUUUCCGGAGGCGCCGAAUAACCACUGGUCCAGGAAUGAUUGGGAAAGAUACGUGGCGCCGAUCAGUGAGAACAUCAAUCUAGUUUGA
This is a messenger RNA of Exophiala spinifera, 1701 nucleotides long. RefSeq lists its product as uncharacterized. The record is from RefSeq and is a predicted model, not a curated record. Gene Ontology annotation, biological process: positive regulation of transcription by RNA polymerase II. Gene Ontology annotation, molecular function: DNA-binding transcription factor activity, RNA polymerase II-specific; transcription cis-regulatory region binding; zinc ion binding. Gene Ontology annotation, cellular component: nucleus. Lineage: Eukaryota; Fungi; Ascomycota; Eurotiomycetes; Chaetothyriales; Herpotrichiellaceae. Bases 1 to 1701 code for a protein of 566 amino acids. The transcript has a single exon.